Trichosurus vulpecula (common brushtail) is the source of this 1218-nucleotide messenger RNA. RefSeq names its product microtubule-associated protein RP/EB family member 1-like. The record is from RefSeq and is a predicted model, not a curated record. Gene Ontology annotation, cellular component: cytoplasmic microtubule; spindle midzone; microtubule plus-end. Lineage: Eukaryota; Metazoa; Chordata; Mammalia; Diprotodontia; Phalangeridae. Gene Ontology annotation, molecular function: microtubule plus-end binding. Gene Ontology annotation, biological process: protein localization to microtubule plus-end; spindle assembly; regulation of microtubule polymerization or depolymerization.
AGAAGCCGAAGAUGGCAGUUAACGUGUAUUCAACUUCAGUAACUAGUGAUAAUUUGAGUCGACAUGAUAUGCUGGCCUGGAUCAAUGAAUCUCUGCAGUUGACUUUGACAAAGAUUGAACACUUAUGUUCAGGUGCUGCCUAUUGUCAGUUUAUGGACAUGCUUUUCCCUGGUUCCAUUGCUCUAAAGAAAGUGAAGUUUCAAGCAAAACUGGAACAUGAAUACAUUCAGAACUUCAAGAUCCUACAAGCAGGUUUUAAGAGAAUGGGUGUUGACAAAAUAAUUCCUGUGGACAAAUUAGUGAAAGGAAAAUUUCAGGACAAUUUUGAAUUUGUUCAAUGGUUCAAGAAAUUUUUUGAUGCAAACUAUGAUGGGAAAGACUAUGACCCUGUAGCAGCUCGACAAGGCCAAGAAACAGCAGUAGCCCCCUCCCUCAUGACUCCAGUUUUGAAUAAGCCAAAAAAACCUCUUGGUUCCAGUGGUGCAGCUCCACAGAGGCCCAUUUCUACACAGAGAACUACGGCACCUUCCAAGACAGGCCCUGGCAUGGUCAGAAAGAAUCCAGGUAUGGGAAAUGGAGAUGAUGAGUCAGCAGAAUUAAUCCAACAGAUCAAUGUAUUGAAACUCACUGUUGAAGACUUGGAGAAAGAGAGAGACUUCUACUUUGGAAAGCUAAGGAAUAUUGAAUUGAUCUGUCAGGAAAAUGAAGGGGAAAGUGAUCCAGUGUUGCAGAGGAUUGUGGAGAUUCUCUAUGCCACAGAUGAAGGCUUUGUGAUACCUGACGAAGGGGGACCACAAGAGGAGCAAGAAGAGUACUAAUAACCCUUGUACUGUACCAGUAGAGCAGCAACAUCUGAAUUCUUCACCCCAAAUCAUGUGCUUAACUGUAAAAUACUCCCUUUUAUUAUUUUUAGAGGACUCACUCACUGGUUUCUUUUCAUAAGCAAAAAGUACCUCUUCUUAAAGUGCACUUUGCAGAAGUUUCACUCCUUUUCCAAUGGGUUUUGAGUUAGGAGUUUUUAUCUUGUGGCAGAGCAGUAUUAACAUCUAGCUGGUUCACUUAGGGAACAAAGAGGCAGACCUUGAGAACUCACUAUUUGGUUUCUGGUAAACACACUGCUAUCUGAAAAAGUUGUUUUUAUGUAACAUACUGAAAAUGGAAACUUAAAAUAGAGCAAUGUGAGGACAGCUCACAGAAUGGAUUAGCUAAUGUGAAAUC